CGGCUGCGCGCCUCUCUCCGCCCCAACGGCAGGCGCCGCGGGCUGGCCCGCCCUCACGGCCGCGCCGAACCACCCCCGCCGCGUCGCGCGUAGCAGGGCGCGGUGACCGGCGGCGGCGAUGGCGGCGGUGGGGGGUGUCGAGGCGGGGGGUGCCGUGUCCGCGCUGCGGCCCCGGCUGGCGGCCCUGGGCCGGCGGCUGGCGGGGCCCAGGGAAGCGGGCGGCGACGAAAGAGUCUCGCCUCCGGAGCAGCGCGGUUGGUGCCGACCCAGGCUUCCGUCUGGAGGCUCUGUCUGGAGACUCUUCUGUGGAGCAGGGCGUCUGAGGCCUAAAAUGUGUACCUGCGCGUUGACAAGUUGUGCUUUUGGUGCUAUCUUAGACAUUACUUAUUUUGAGGAAAACCAGCUUGUGGAUGAAGAUUUCCCAGAAGAAUCUUCCUUGCAAAAAGUUAAAGAACUUACUUGUAUUCUUUCAGAACCAGAAGAUCUACUGAGGGAAUGCAACAUAAAUGAAGAACCCAUCAAGAUCCUUGGUGCAGAGUUGUUAGAGUGUCUUUACUGGAGAAAAGGAGCCCUGCUUUACAUGUAUUGUCAUACAGCAAAAGAAAGGAGUGAAUGGCUGCGAGAAAACAUUGCCAUAUUUAAAAAGUGUCUUAAUGAUGGAGUUCAUUACUUGAUGAAGAUGCUUAGCUUUAGAUGCCCUCUUCAGCUAAAUGAAGAUGUCUCACUUCAAGAUAAAGACACAGCUAGAUUACUCGGUGAAGGUAUAUUUAGUGACACUCACUUACUGGCGAUCAUGUACAGUGGAGAAAUGUGCUUCUGGGGACUGCGACACUGUGGAGAAGGGAAGCAGGAAAGCCUUGAGACAAUAGAUCCUGUCUCUAACAGCGACCUGGGCUGCAGAUCACAGAGCGUGUCGCUGGAUUUCCAAGAAAUGGGCAAAAACAUGUUAACAAAGUAUGUGGCUGUAUGUGAGGGACCUUUAAAAGGCCAAGGGUGGAACACAACAACUGCAAAACAAAUGUUGUGUUACUUUGUGAAAUCGCACAACUAAAAUACACUGCUUUGGCUGUGCUGGAACAAACUUUUGUGUCCGAAGAGCACGCUUAGGGAGUUGGUUUCCACUUCAGUGUCUGACCGUUCUUUUUAUCAAAAUGUAUACUUUUGUUGCAUUAAAAACAUCCAUUCAAAGAACUCCUGGACUACAGGUCCAAAGUCUAAUCAAGUAUUU
Messenger RNA from Grus americana (Whooping crane), 1228 nucleotides. RefSeq names its product RAB7A interacting MON1-CCZ1 complex subunit 1 (gene RIMOC1). Bases 119 to 1051 code for a protein of 310 amino acids. The record is from RefSeq and is a predicted model, not a curated record. Lineage: Eukaryota; Metazoa; Chordata; Aves; Gruiformes; Gruidae. Gene Ontology annotation, biological process: mitophagy. The transcript is spliced from 6 exons.